AUGAUUCAAUUAAAGACAAUGCUUAACUGCAUCGACAACUCGGGCGCUGCCCUUGUCGAAUGCGUCUUGGUCGUCGGCCAAAAACGACAUGCCCGAAUCGGUGACCGUGUCGUCGUCGUCGUGCAGGAGCAGCGUGGUAGCUCCUCCGGUGGUAUGGCUGGUAUCUCUGCCGCCAACAAGGUCAAGCGAGGUGAUAUCCGCCACGCCGUCGUCGUCCGAACCCGAUACCCUACACAGCGCCGAGACGGCUCGGUCGUCAAGUUCGACGACAAUGCUUGUGUGCUGCUGAACAAGUCUGGAGACCCCGUUGGAUCACGUAUCAACGGUGCUGUUGGCGCUGAGCUGAAGCGCAAGAAGUGGAGCAAGAUUCUGUCAAUGGCGCCUAUGCAGGCAUAA
This is a messenger RNA of Fusarium tjaetaba, 396 nucleotides long. Its product is annotated as 50s ribosomal l14. The transcript has 3 exons. Gene Ontology annotation, molecular function: large ribosomal subunit rRNA binding; structural constituent of ribosome. Bases 1 to 396 code for a protein of 131 amino acids. The record is from RefSeq and is a predicted model, not a curated record. Gene Ontology annotation, cellular component: ribosome; mitochondrial large ribosomal subunit. NCBI's taxonomy places the organism in Eukaryota, Fungi, Ascomycota, Sordariomycetes, Hypocreales, Nectriaceae. Gene Ontology annotation, biological process: translation.